Talaromyces rugulosus is the source of this 2973-nucleotide messenger RNA. RefSeq lists its product as uncharacterized. Gene Ontology annotation, biological process: carbohydrate metabolic process. Lineage: Eukaryota; Fungi; Ascomycota; Eurotiomycetes; Eurotiales; Trichocomaceae. Bases 1 to 2973 code for a protein of 990 amino acids. The transcript is spliced from 4 exons. The record is from RefSeq and is a predicted model, not a curated record. Gene Ontology annotation, molecular function: hydrolase activity, hydrolyzing O-glycosyl compounds; starch binding.
AUGAGAAAUUACUUGGCUGCGGCGGCCUGCCUCAUCUUGGGUGCUGAUGCUGCUGCAUUGGCGACUCGCAGUGCUACAGCAUCGUGCCCAGGUUACAAAGCAAGCAAUGUGAAGAGACACCAUGGCGCGGUUGUCAGUGCUGAUCUCUCCCUUGCUGGCGAGGCUUGUAAUGUCUAUGGUACCGAUUUGGAUAAUCUGAAGUUGGAAAUCGAGUAUCAGACCGAUUCUCGAGUCCAUGUCAAGAUUUUCGAUGCCGACGAACAAGUUUACCAGGUGCCAACGUCGGUUCUGCCUCGCCCCAACAGCACGGACGCCCAUCCCGCAAAAUCGGACUUGAAGGUCUCUAUCAAUGAGAAUCCGUUCUCGUUCAAAGUGACACGUCGGUCCAAUGGCGAAGUUCUCUUCGACACGUCCGGCCAUCCGCUGAUAUUCGAAUCGCAAUAUCUGGGAUUGCGCACAAGUCUGCCGGACGAGCCCAAUCUCUACGGUCUGGGUGAGAGCACCGACUCCUUCAGACUGCAAACCGAUAACUAUACCCGCACCCUCUGGUCACGAGAUGCGUAUCUCACACCGGAAGGCACCAACUUGUAUAGCAACCACCCUAUUUACUUUGAUCAUCGCGAAGACAAAGGCACACACGGCGUGUUUUUCCUCAAUAGUGAUGGAAUGGACAUUAAGAUCAACAAGGAUGCGGAUGGACAAUACCUCGAAUACAACACCCUGGGUGGCGUGUUCGACUUUUACUUCCUGGCCGGGUCGACGCCGAAAGAGGUGUCGGUCCAGUAUGCAGACACUGUCGGCAAGGCCGUCAUGAUGCCUUACUGGGGUUUUGGCUUCCAUACUUGCCGAUAUGGCUACCAGGAUAUCUUCGAAGUGGCUGAGGUCGUUGCUAACUAUAGCGCUGCCGAUAUCCCACUUGAGACACAGUGGACUGACAUCGACUAUAUGGACUUGAGGAAAGUGUUCUCCUUGGAUCCUCUCCGCUAUCCCCUGCACCUCGUACAAGAACUCGUCUCGUAUUUGCACAGCCAUGAUCAGCACUAUAUCGUUAUGGUAGACCCUGCCGUGGCUUACAGCAAUUACACUCCGUUCAACGACGGUGUCGAAGACGGUGUCUUUCUGACCAAUUCAGACGGCUCCGUCUACCAAGGUGUCGUAUGGCCCGGUGUUGCAGCCUUCCCGGAUUGGUUUGCCCCCAAAACGCAGGACUACUGGAACGAGCAGUUUGCAAGCUUCUUUGACGCAGACAAAGGUGUUGAUAUCGAUGCCCUCUGGAUUGACAUGAAUGAAGCUUCGAACUUUUGCCCGUGGCCGUGCUCAGACCCCGCCGCUUUUGCACUGAAAAACGGCGAUCCACCUAACCCACCGGCUGUUCGUCUGUCAGCCCCAAGACCUAUUGCUGGUUUUGGAUCAGACUUCCAGCCCAAGUGUGUUGCCUCGGUCUCAUUUACCGUGAAUGCGUCGACCUAUACCGGCGAAAGCAUUUACGUGCUUGGUAGCUCUCCUACUCUAGGUGGAGGAGACCCUCAGAACGCGGUUGCCAUGGACUCAGACAAUUACCCGGAAUGGCAGAUCAAUGUGCAAAUGCCUGUUAAUGGAACCUUUUCCUACGAGUACCUCCGCAGAGAGUCAGAUGGUAGCUGGAUUUACGAGAAGAAGAACCGCACAAUCACCACUGGUGACUGCAAUGCUGGUGUGCAACAAGUCUCUGACAAAAUCAGCACGAGCUCCGGGUCGCAAAAGAGAUCCGAGUCUACGCAUUCCUUGCCAAUGGCUCGGUCUCCCAUGGGUGACGCCAACAUGCAGAAGCGAGACAGCCCUAUGUCCGGCCUUCCUGGAAGAGAUCUGAUCGACCCACCGUACCAAAUCAACAACACUGCCGGUUCGAUCAGCAACUUGACUCUUCGCACGGAUCUUACCCACGCCAAUGGUCUUAAGGUUUACGACACUCACAACUUCUACGGCAGCAUGAUGAGCGCCGCUAGUCGAGACGCUAUGCUUAACCGCCGGCCAACAGAGCGGCCAUUGAUCAUCACAAGAUCCACCUAUGCCGGUGCUGGCCGUCAAGUCGGUCACUGGCUAGGAGACAACAACGCCGACUGGGACCACUAUCGUUGGACCAUCGCCGAGCUCCAAGAAUUCGCCGCACUCUACCAAAUUCCGAUGGUAGGCAGUGAUGUCUGUGGAUUUGGAGGCGACACCACCGACGCUCUCUGCUCUCGCUGGAUCUUCGUCGGCGCUUUCUCGCCGUUUUUCCGCAACCAUCAGAACAUUGACACCGUGCCGCAUGAGUUCUACCGAACCCCGGCCAUUGCCGCCGCCGCUCGCGCCGCCAUCGAUAUUCGUUACCGUCUGCUCGACUACGCCUACACGGCCUUGUGGACGCAAACUCAGACUGGAGAGCCCAUGAUCACCCCGAUGUUCUUUGAGUACCCUCAUGACAGCAACACGGCGAAUCUGCCAUACCAGUUCUUCUGGGGCCCCGGUAUCAUGGCCGCUCCUGUCACGGAUGAGAAUUCCACUUCGGUGUCCGUGUACCUGCCCAAGGAUACAUUCUACGAUUUCUACACGGGUGCUACUGUCCACGGCAAGGGUGAAAACGUCAACUUGACUGACAUUGGCUACGACACCAUGCCAUUAUACUACAAGGGUGGUAACAUCAUCCCCCAGCGCAUUUCAUCUGCCAACACAACGGCACUGUUGCGUAAGCAAGACUUUGAGAUCGUAAUCGCCCCCGACAGAGACGGAAGGGCGUCUGGUACGUUGUAUCUAGAUGAUGGCGACAGUGUCGACCAACCUCAUACCUCUGAGAUCUCGUUUGAAUACCGCCACAAGAAAUUCUCCGUGACUGGCAACUUUGGAUAUGAUGCUGGCGAUGUGGUGAUCAGCCAGAUCCGGGUGCUGGGCGACAAGGUGAAGAAUCAUACCGUUAACGUCAAGUUGACGAAGGAGUAUCAUGUACACUUGAAUUAG